This is a messenger RNA of Colossoma macropomum (tambaqui), 2980 nucleotides long. It is a transcript of the gene pdzrn4, whose product is annotated as PDZ domain containing ring finger 4. The transcript has 8 exons. Gene Ontology annotation, molecular function: protein binding. Lineage: Eukaryota; Metazoa; Chordata; Actinopteri; Characiformes; Serrasalmidae. The record is from RefSeq and is a predicted model, not a curated record. The coding region runs from base 281 to 2686 and encodes 801 amino acids.
AGAAAACACGCUGACUCCCACACGCUUACAGUCUAGUGGAGGGUGGUCAGAAACACUGCUGGCUCCAGUCUGCUGCUCUGCCGCUCGCUCUCUCUUGUUUUUCUCUUUUUUCUUCUGGGUUAUUUUUCUUCGCUGCUGAUCAGGAGAGAGAGAAGAGGGAGACACUGAUGAGAGACGUCGCUCAGAACUUGCGGGAGAUCCCUGGUGUGUGUGCGGGUGUGUGUACCACUGCCAGACGUCCGUGGGGGGCUGCGAGCGGCGCCUCUCGCGCUCCGCCAGGAUGGGCUGUAACCUGUGCACGCUGCAGAAGAGAGAGGAGCACUACAAACUGCUGUACGAGAUCGCUCAGGUAAAUGGGCGUGACUUUUCGAAAUCUGGACAUGAAGUGGCUGUUGAAGCAAUGCGGAAGGAGCCCAUUGUUGUCCAGGUAUUACGGCGGGGUCCCGCAGCCAGUAACCAUGGCAACCUGCAAGAGGUUUGCGUGGUGGAUGUGUGUACUCAGACAGACAUCACGUUCGAGCAUAUUAUGGCUUUGGCCAAAAUGAGGCCAGCUACUCCACCAGUGCCUGACAUCUGCCCCUUUCUGCUGUCGGACAGCUGUCAUUCCAUCCAGACAAUGGAGCAUGAAUACUUUGAGUGUCCGGAAUAUUUGUCCAACCCUCGGGCAGAAGUGGAAAGGGCAGAUGAAUUUGAGUAUGAGGAGGUUGAGUUGUGUCGUCUGAACAGUCAGGAGAAGUUGGGGCUCACCCUCUGCUACAGGACGGAUGAUGAAGAGGACACAGCUAUCUACGUCAGCCAGGUCGGCCCCAACAGCAUAGCCGCCAGAGAUGGACGCAUCAGAGAGGGCGAUCGAAUUUUACAGAUAAAUGGCUGUGAUGUGCAGGACAGGCAGGAAGCUGUGGCUCUUCUCUCUAAUGAAGACACCAAGAACAUUGUAUUAUUAGUUACCAGGCCAGAGGCACAGAUGGAUGAAGCCUGGUUGGAUGAAGAACACCAUGACUUCCUGGAGGAGCUAAAGAUGGAAAUUCUGGAGGAGCGGAGAAAAGAAGAUAUCUUUCAGACAGCCAAAUGUGAUAAGCAAUCCAAGAUGCCAGAUGAGGAUCAAGCCACCUGCUCAUCCACCUUGCAGGAUAAAGGCAGUGGGAUGGGACAUGGAGGUGAGGAGUGCUCCGGACCUCAUGUCCAAAAAAGGACUCCUAAGCGUAUGCAUCACCAAUGGGAGGUGGAGCCACAUUUGGUUCCCACCAGCCCAGCCAAUCAGGAGCUGAGCCAAGAAGGUGAACGGAGUGAGGCUGGAGUGGAAUGUGAUAGUUUCCAGCAGCUUCUGCAACUGAAGUGCCAGAUCCGGAAUGAAGGCGAGUGCGGCCUGGUGUACCGGCGCAGCAGCACCAUUGAGUGCAGUCUGACAGAGCAGGCCGGCAGAGGAGGGGUGGAGCGUGAGCUACGUAUGCUGAAUGAGGAGCUACGCAGUAUUGAGCGCAAGUGCCAGAGCAUCAUGCAGGCCCACCAACUGCGCAGAAACAAGCGGGACGUACCUAGAGCAGACAAGGAUAGUAGGACUCGCCGGGCCAAGCUGGAAGAUAUCAAUGAGCAGCCUGAGAGGACGCAAUGUGAGAAGCUGAGGGACAAGGACAGCUCAAGUGCAUACAACACAGCAGAAAGCUCACGAUCCACUCCUUUGGGCACCGAAGGUUCACCUGACCACUCUUUGCAAAGGCACAUCCACCAAACCAAUCAAAGGAACUUGCGCAGUGGCAGUGCAAUUCAUGCUCAAGGGGUAUCUUAUGGUAGCCCCUUAACUUCCCACAACUGCCCUGCUUAUAGUCAUACCUCACCCACUCAUGGCAACCUCACCUUUGGUAAUAUUACUCCUGCUAACUCCUCUCAAAGUAGACCCACUCAUGCUAACUCCACUCCACCACUACAGACCCCAAUCACCAGUCCUGGGUCGCAAGGUCCAGGCCAGGCUCUGUCCAGCAGCCUGGAGCAAAGUCCCAGCAACCCAUCUGAGUCAGACCCAGCCCUUCCGGCUGAUGACGAGCGGCAUGAUCGGACGAGGAGCCGAAGCCGGGCAGCCCCCGUACGCAGCCACCCCUCUCCUUACCACCCCAACACCAGUCACUACCAGGGCUACAUGCAGCUCCUCCAGCAGCACUCAUCCUCCUCCCUAGAAUACUCUCAGAGCCAGCUAAGUUUGUUGAGCCUCCGUGGACGGCCCUCCCCUCCUCAGCCUGGUAGGCUGGAAUGGAAGGUAAAGGUCCGGGCAGACGGGACUAGGUACGUGGCGCGGCGCCCUGCUCGUGAUCGGAUCCUGAGGGAACGGGCGCUGCGGAUCCGCGAGGAGCGCAGCAGUGGCAUGACGACAGAUGACGAUGCUGCCAGUGAGCUGAAAAUGGGCCGCUACUGGAGCAAAGAAGAACGAAAGCAGCAGCUGGCGAGGGCCAGGGAGCAGCGACGCCGCCGUGAGUUCAUGCAGCGCAGCCGUCUGGAGUGCCUGAGAGAGGCUGCCGGGACGUCAGGAGCAGAAGUCAGCAUCCUGGAACUGAGCCACAAGAAAAUGCUGAAAAAGCGCAACAGGAAAAUCUUGGACAACUGGAUGACCAUUCAGGAACUGAUGAGUCACGGGGCCAGAGCGCCCGAGGGCACCAAAGUGCACAACGCCUUCCUGUCUGUCACCACCGUGUAGGGGUCAAAGCUCUGAAUCAGUGAUUUCUAACUCUGGUGCCGGAGUAUCCCUGACACAUAUUGUACAAAGUACAUUUUGAGUGUUGCUCUAACCUGAUCCUGCAAAUCAGCUAAUUAACAAGCCCUUUCUUUGCAGAAGAGGGUAUGUUAGAUCAGGAAAACGCUAAAAUGUGCAAAGCAGGGGAACUCUAGGACCAGUGUUAAAAAGGACUGAUCUAGACUAAGGCUCCGCAUUCACUCUGUGCUACUAUCUUUUGUACUGACCUCCUUCCAAAUGACAGUUUUCUAUUGUACA